UGCAAGCUGGGACUGCGUGUCUUACAAGGAUUCGACGUUCUUUUGUUCAAUGGAUUAAAUAUCGUCUGAACAGUUAUGAACUGCGUGUUCGACGCUUUAGUGCAAGCUGGGACUGCGUGUCUCCAGUUACGAACUGCGUGUUCGACACUUUAGUGCAAGCUGGGACUGCGUGUCUUACAAGGAUCCGACGUUUCUUUGUUCAAUGGAUUAAAUAUUGUCUGAACAGUUAUGAACUGCGUGUUCGACGCUUUAGUGCAAGCUGGGACUGCGUGUCUCCAGUUACGAACUGCAUGUUCGACGCUUUAGUGCAAGCUGGGACUGCGUGUCUUACAAGGAUGAUAUUUGAAUCCGACGUUUCUUUUGUUCUUUAUUUGUUAUUGAGUGCUGUUUCAUUUCUAACCAUGUAUUUUGUUGACAAGAAAUGGACCGCAACGGUAAAGAACUUGAAACAAGAUUGUGAACUUACAACCGGCAGUGGCGCGACAUACGACGAUAUUCGUAUAACUUCAGGAAAGCGUUGUCGAGAUGUGAAUGAUAAAGAGGCUAUCACAAAAAAGGAAAAUGAUGUUUUCAGUAGCGAUGAUCCCGAUGGGUUGUUAGAAUUUAAACAUGAUGAACUAGAAGAAUUAGAACAGCAAAUUACGAUCAGUUCAGUAACUGGACUUUCGAUUUCUGUCUAUUUAUAUAAGUAA
Molecule: messenger RNA, 692 nt
Organism: Paraglomus occultum
Lineage: Eukaryota; Fungi; Glomeromycota; Glomeromycetes; Paraglomerales; Paraglomeraceae
Source: the annotation of a GenBank genome assembly